ACCUCUGUGGUCAUGUGGCCAGCAUGACUAUACAUCGAGGUGCAUGGAACAUUAUUACCUUCUCAUCAAAGUGGUAUCUAUCUACUUGCAUAUGCAUACUUUCAAAAUGCUAGGUUGGCAGGAGCUGUGGCAGUGAUAAUUGCAUUUUCUUACAUAUCCUUGGGCAUUGCUUGGGCAGAACUUACUUGCCUCUGUGCUACUGCUAUUGUUGUGUGGAAGAAAAAACCUAGGUGAAAUGCUUCAUGAAAAAGUGGCAUUUGGUUAAGAAGAACCUGCGUGCACCAUCUACUAGUAUGGCUCUGUACUAUCCUGGCAUGUUUCAGAAUUUUCCUUAUGCAUUUCUGCCCCAGGUUCCAAUGCACAACAUUUACAAGCCUCUUGCAAUCAUGGACUAUAACAUGGACUAUGGUUACAAUGACAGUUUAUCCAACCAAAUGGAGUACCAUCAUAUCUAUGGUCCAAGUCCUUUUUUUUACCCUUAUCCUUUCUGGCAAUUUCCCCAGGUGACUUCUGUUCCUCUGUGCCAGCCUUACAGUAACUAUCGUCCUCAUAUGGCAUUCCAGAGACCAAACUGGGAUCUGUGGCCUGAAGGGUUUGUUCUGAGAGGAGAGCUCCAUUGGGGUAGGCUUGAACGUGUUAUGGGCCCUAGGAGGGACUUGCCAGACUUCGUGAAAGAUGAUCUCAGAAGAGUCUAUGGCACCUAUCCAAAGACAGAUGUUUCCAUAAUGUACCAGAAUGGUGAAUUUAUUGUAAAAGGAAACCCCAGAGUAGGAGAACAAGAAUACAGGAUAGAGAAGACAAUCAUAAGAAAAGAACCCACCCCAACUGCUAGUGAAGCUGAGGACAGCAGUGAAGAGCGGAACAGAAAGAAGAAAAAGAAAUCAAAGAGAUGAUGUAGUUAGAUUAAACCAUCCUGACUGAACAAGCACUCAUCUCUGCCGCUCUAAAAGCCAGUGAUGCUUACACUGAAAACUGGGCUAUAAGCACAACACUGGGGGUAGUGAAAAAUAGUAUUCCAUUAAAAUUUGUACAGUCUAUUGCUUUGUCUGCAGCCAGUAAUCACAGGAGGGCUGGUGGUGGUGCAUUCACUAAUAUUUUAUGUAUAAUUGAUCUUGUGUUCUUGCUUGUUUUGCCAGUAUCUGAAAUGAUUCUUGCAUUGGAAAAGCUAUGCAAAAAUCAGAAUUGCUGCUACCCUUACUUUAAAUUUUUGCCAAACCUUUCCAAGGAUCUUUUUCUGUCAUAUGUGUAUGUGUGCGUGUAUAUAUAUAUACACACUAAAUAAUUAUAAUUAUAACUAAAUAAUUAUAAGAUAUUCACUAUGGUUCUAUUUAGAAACUAAAACUUGAAAUGACAAUAUAAGAUAAUAGUGUAUUUCAUUGCCAUCUAUUUUUUCACCUGUAAUUUCAGAUACACAGAAAGCUAACAUUGGGGCAGGAUUGUCAUUUUAGAUUAGCAAGGAUUCACCUUGCUUAACUCUUAAAAUAGCCUUUUCAAUAUCUUCUCUGCCAUUGAUUAUUUCUCUGAAUCUCAUCAUCUUAUUCACAAAGCUGUGAUUGACUAUUAGACUAAAACCUAAUUUGUACACAAGCUAUUUGAGCAAUUUUAAAUAAAAACAAGCAUGUCCUAGUGUGUGAUUGUUCUUGUUUAAGUGGAAGUUUCUUAAGUAUAAUGAUAAGACUAUAUUUUUUGAAGAAAGUAUUU
This is a messenger RNA of Protobothrops mucrosquamatus (brown spotted pit viper), 1701 nucleotides long. RefSeq lists its product as uncharacterized. The coding region runs from base 243 to 893 and encodes 216 amino acids. The transcript is spliced from 2 exons. The record is from RefSeq and is a predicted model, not a curated record. Lineage: Eukaryota; Metazoa; Chordata; Lepidosauria; Squamata; Viperidae.